This is a messenger RNA of Zingiber officinale, 739 nucleotides long. Its product is annotated as bZIP transcription factor 1-A-like. The record is from RefSeq and is a predicted model, not a curated record. The coding region runs from base 1 to 381 and encodes 126 amino acids. Gene Ontology annotation, biological process: regulation of DNA-templated transcription. Gene Ontology annotation, cellular component: nucleus. The transcript has 4 exons. Lineage: Eukaryota; Viridiplantae; Streptophyta; Magnoliopsida; Zingiberales; Zingiberaceae. Gene Ontology annotation, molecular function: DNA-binding transcription factor activity; sequence-specific DNA binding.
AUGCGAAGACCAUUAGCCAUUAUGGAAGGUAAACCAAUUCUAAUAGUUGUGUCAUCGAUUAAGGAUGAAAGAGAACUAAAGAGGCAGAGACGGAAGCAGUCAAACAGGGAAUCAGCACGUCGUUCUAGGUUGCGCAAGCAGGCAGAAUACGGAGAACUGGCUCAGCAUGUGGAUGUUCUGAAAGAGGAGAAUACAACUCUUAGAGCCGAACUCGACAAUGUUAAGAAAGAAUACGAUGAACUUCUUACCCAAAAUGCUUCUCUUAAGGAGAGAAUGCAAGGAAAAGCCAGAGGACUAUCUUCAGUAAUCAAUAACAUCCAGAUCGACUUAGAUUCCGAUCCACAAUCUGUGAAGUCAGACUGUAAGCAGGGCGAUCACUAACCUGCUUCAAUAACAUCAACUGAACUUAACCCUAACUAAACCAUGACAGCAUCUCUGACUCAUAGCGGAGUAGAUAAUCUGAUGCGGGUUACUUAUUUCAUUCACUGCAUCAUCCAUGUCGUCAAUACCAAAUGCGGAUUUGCCUCGAUUGAUCUUUUAGCAGUCAAGGCAGAGCAUAAGCAAGCUGGCUCAUCAUUUAAGACUGAAGCCAUGUAGUUUUAUUCAUACCGAGUGAGAUUGUAAUUGCGAGUGACCAUGCAACCUGACAUGUUCGAUAUGAUAUUACGAUCGAGAAGUAGAAUUACUAUCAGCUACUGACUCGAUUUAUCCAUUUUAUUAAGUGUGAGCUUUUCGUAAA